AGAGUUUCGAUUGGUGGGGAGCUUCAAACUAUACCAAUAGUAGCUAGCCUUUCUUUCUCCAGUGAUGACUGAAGUUCGAGCCACAUCUCAAAAGCUCGAGGGCCAAAAAGUCGAAACGUAUGAUAACACAUCUUCUUUCGAAGAACAAUCAACUUAUAAAUUUCUUUCAUGUCCUUCCUUCGCUAGAUACAUUGUCGCAAACAACAUUUGGAGGGGAGAGUUGAAUUAAAUUUAUAAUUUGCGUGCAAUUUCACUUCAAAAGAAAGGUCUUGAAGGCCAAAAAAUAAUUUCAAGAUGAGUGGAACGGAUUAUUCCUACGAUGAACAGGGACAAUUUUUCCCUAUCUUCGUCGGUACACUCGUUGGAAUCGUAUCUACAGCUUUGACUUGGGACGUUUUAAGACCCAGAUCAGAUCCAGGCGCCACAGCGCCCCGAAUAAAGACGGAUUACAAGCCAGAACAUGCGGAUCUCAUCGAUAGUCAAAGGAGGGCACAGAGAAGAAAACAGAGAAAGAUAAAACGCAUGAUUGCCAUGGUUGUGGGGUGGGCGAUAGUAGCUCUUAUGGCAUACCAAUUUCAAGUUACAGCCAGAACUGUAGCAAAAAUCUGGAAUCCAUAUGAUAUCUUAGAUAUCAAAGAGUCCGCUACUGAAAAGGAAAUCAAAUCACACUACAAAAGACUUUCGUUGAAAUUCCACCCUGAUAAGAUCAGACCUGACCCAGCUAAAAACCAAACAAUCGAAUCAUUGAACGACUACUUCGUAGAGCUUACAAAGGCAUACAAGGCACUUACUGACGAGGAGAUCCGAAACAACUAUAUACAAUUUGGACAUCCUGAUGGUAAACAGAGCUUUAGCAUCGGAAUUGCUUUGCCUACCUGGAUCGUCUCUGAAGGAAACGGAAAAUAUGUCGUACUUGUCUAUGCGCUUCUUUUGGGAGUUUUACUUCCUUACCUUGUCGGAACCUGGUGGUAUGGCACUCAGCGCAUGUCAAAAGAGAAGGUCUUGAUUGAAAGUGCCAACAACUUGUUCCAAGAAUAUCAAGAGAGCAUUACCGAGGGUGGAAUUGUUGGUGCUUUAAGCAGUGGUGUUGAAUACAAGAAAAUUUUGAAAGGCCACAAAGCUGAUUCGGGACUUGGCAAACUGGAAUCAAGGGUUCUUGCAGAAGGAGAUGGAAUCACUGCUGCAGCGGGCUUGUCAGCCAAGGACAAAACAAAGCUAGAGGAUUUAGAUGGCGGUGCCCGACGAAAGGCUCUUGCAUUACUAUGGGCAUACUUGGGCCGAACUGAACUUGAAGACGCUGAACUCAACAAGGCAAAAUACGAAGUUGCUCCUAUCGCUCAUGACCUCAACAAUGCAUUCACAGCUAUCACUCUCGCUUUCACAACUACUGGCCCUAUUCUUGCAUCAUACGCGACUGCUCAGAACAUCGUUCAAGCUUUACCACCGAAUGCCUCGCCCCUUCUUCAAUUACCAUAUAUUACCCCAGCUAUCGCAAAGGCAAUUGAAGGCGACUCCAAAACUCAUUUGACCCUUCAGCAAUAUAUGGCACUACCAAACGCAUACCGAAAGAAGUUGAGUGUUGGAAAUGGGCUUCUCACAGAAGCUCAAUAUAAAACGGCCAUGUCUACUGCAAAGCAACUUCCUCAUUUACAGGUUGAGAAGGCAUUCUUCAAGGUUACAGGCGAAAAGUUUAUCACCCCUAGCUCAUUGGUAUCCUUUGUUGUCAAAGGGCGAUUUAUCCCUCCUGGAAGCGAGAACGUUCCCAAGGUUAACGAACUCGAUUUGGAAGAUAUUGACCCAGACGAGGAUGAUCUUGAUGCCAUCCUUGGUCGCGCGAAGAAGUCUGCCAAGGGCGAAAAGGCCGAAAAUAAGCAGGUCUUCCCACCUCUUGCAUUCGCCCCCUACUUUACACGUGACCAUUCGCCUAAAUGGCAUGUUUUCCUCACCGAUAGCAAGCAAGGCAAGAUUGCGGUACCACCUUUCACAUUCUUUGCCUUCGACAAACCCAUAUUUGAUGAAAGUGGAAAACCUACUUUCAAUAUGCAAACGCUUAAGGCACAGUUCCAGGCUCCCCCACAACCCGGAAGCUACACCUUCGUCAUGCAUCUCAUUUGUGAUUCAUAUGUUGGAUUUGAUACCAAGCUUGAAGCUACACUUGUUGUGGAAGAUGCUAGCAAGGCUAUGGAAAUCGAUGCAGAGGACGAUAUCAGUGAACCGGAUGAAGAUUCCCUAGCAGGACAGAUGCAAGCCAUGAAAACUGGUGUCCCGCCACCCAAAAAGAAGAAGCAGGUAACUCGAGACUCGAGUGAUGAGGAUAGCAACACCGAAGAAGAAGUUGAUGAACAGAGUGAAACGGAUACAGAUACUGAUACUGAUGGGGAAUAAUGAGUCACGCUUCUAAAUCUAUAUCAUGAAUUCAUUCUGAAGCGGAUUUCCGACACUUACUCUUUUACGCUUAUCUGACUGAUUCCCUUGGGUGUUCGGGAUUAUUUCUUUAUUGGGGGAAACUUUAUCUUGUGUACUUGUACAAAAUAGGCGUGAUGAGCAUUUUGGGUUGGCGUUGUAUGUUAUACACAUAGCUUGUUGUGUGCGACUGUAGCUUUGCUUGGAGUAGAGCAGAACAGAAAUGCAAUGAAUUGAAUUGGAAAUCUCGAUUAUGAAAGAUUGAUUACAUUUAACCUUCUUAUGUUCAUUCCAA
This is a messenger RNA of Botrytis deweyae, 2698 nucleotides long. RefSeq lists its product as uncharacterized. Lineage: Eukaryota; Fungi; Ascomycota; Leotiomycetes; Helotiales; Sclerotiniaceae. The record is from RefSeq and is a predicted model, not a curated record. Gene Ontology annotation, biological process: post-translational protein targeting to endoplasmic reticulum membrane; SRP-dependent cotranslational protein targeting to membrane. The transcript is spliced from 4 exons. The coding region runs from base 295 to 2385 and encodes 696 amino acids. Gene Ontology annotation, molecular function: RNA binding; transmembrane protein transporter activity. Gene Ontology annotation, cellular component: Sec62/Sec63 complex.